Toxotes jaculatrix (banded archerfish) is the source of this 5449-nucleotide messenger RNA. Its product is annotated as transferrin receptor protein 1-like. The transcript is spliced from 18 exons. The record is from RefSeq and is a predicted model, not a curated record. Gene Ontology annotation, biological process: intracellular iron ion homeostasis; transferrin transport. Gene Ontology annotation, molecular function: transferrin receptor activity. Gene Ontology annotation, cellular component: external side of plasma membrane. Lineage: Eukaryota; Metazoa; Chordata; Actinopteri; Toxotidae. Bases 429 to 2741 code for a protein of 770 amino acids.
AUUAACGUUUACUCCGGUUUAAACUCGGCUCCGUGGAAGCACAUAAGCCCAUGCUUUUCUUUUGAGAGAGCGUGUUAAUCAGUAGCAAUCAUCAUGAUACUCUUUCAGUCUACCUCUCUUUAAGUUACUACUUAUUUCGGGUUAACCGCAUGAAUGAAAUGCUAAGGUUAUCCUGUGCUAGCGUGUCAUCCUACGCAUGACUUUGAGCGCCAGAGGCGGUUAUACCACCUGACAGGUUUCCUCACUGCUUCCUUGCUCUGCCGGUAAGUGUCGGUACUCACAGCAGUGUGAGCUGUCACGUUGCCUGUGCUACAACGGCGCCAUAACGAGGGAAGCCGGUUGUCACGUCCUGCAGGUCCUGCUUGUAUUAAACAAAUUUAGCGUCCUUGCUCCGGGGUAAAGGUGUCAGUAGUGCCCGUGAAACAGCAAUGGACCAAGCAAGGUCAACGAUAUCCAAAAUAUUUAACGGGGAGCCACACUCCUACACACGAUUCAACUUGACGCAGAACAUGGAAGGUGACAAUAGCCAGGUGGAGAUGAAGCUGUCAUCCGACGUGGAUGAGGACGCUGGGGAAAAUGGAGUGGGAGACCAUCUCAAUCACAGCCCCACCCGCAAACCCUAUGUGGCUCAGAAGUUUGAACGCACACCCAAGAACCUCUGCUUCAUGCUAGCCACUACCCUCCUCAUCUUUAUCAUUGGGUACUUGAUUGGCUACCUGGUCCAUCGGAAGAAGGACCUGGCUCCCAGCCCUGUACCCACCUAUCUCGCUUUUGAAGAACCUGUUGUUCACGAGACAGGUGCUGCCCCCCUCAUGGACUGGGAUGAUGUCAAAAAGCUCUUGGCUGGAAAACUGAGUGGAAACCAAUUUGAAUCUGUCUUCAAUGAGUUUACCAAGGACAGUCACCGGGCUGGUUCUUCUGUUGAUGACUAUCUGGGUGACAAGAUUAUCAGGCAGUUUAAUGGCUAUGGCAUGAGCACCUGGACUGAUGAGCACUAUGUUAAGGUUCAGGACCCCCCAGCUUCUGGCUACAACAGAAUUGUUUUCAAUGGGAAGGAGGAUCAUCCAGAUGGAUUCCUGUCCUACAGUGCCAAUGGAACAGUAACGGGUGCUGUUGUGUAUGCACACUAUGGGCAGGGAAAUGACUUUAGGUUGCUGCAGAGUAAGAACAUCAACCUGAGUGGCAGUGUUGUACUGGUGAGAGCUGGUGGGAUCAGUUUUGCUGAGAAGGUUGCUAAUGCUGCCAAAGUGAAUGCCUCUGCUGUGUUGAUCUACCCAGACCCCACUGACUACUCUAUCGGAGACAGGACUGCGCUCUUUGGACAUGUCCACCUGGGUUCAGGGGAUCCCUACACUCCUGGUUUCCCCUCCUUCAACCACACCCAGUUUCCUCCUGCUCAGUCUUCGGGCCUGCCAACAAUCUUGGCUCAGACCAUCACGACAUACAUGGCUAGCAACAUUCUGAGGGAACUGGGGGGCCAGGAUUCGCCGAGUGAGUGGGGAAGCCCCAACAAGCUGGGAGAUGAUAACAAUGUGAUCACUGUGGAAGUCAACAACGUUCUUACUGAAAAAAGGAUAAUUAAUGUUUUCGGCGUCAUCAAAGGCUUUGUGGAUCCAGACCGGUAUGUGGUCAUCGGUGCCCAGAGGGACGCGUGGGGUCCAGGUUUUGCCUCAUCAACCGUUGGCACCAGCGUCCUUAUCGAGCUGGCUCGUGCCAUCUCCGACAUGGUGGCCCAUGAUGGAUUCAAGCCAAGGAGGAGCAUUGUGUUUGCAAGCUGGAGUGCUGGAGAAUACGGGAGUGUUGGCGCCACUGAGUGGUUGGAGGGUUAUCUGUCUUCUCUGAGCAUGAAGGCGUUCACAUACAUCAACCUGGAUGGUGUUGUGUCAGGUGACAGUAGAUUUAAGGUAGCAGCCAGUCCCUUGCUGUAUAGCCUGAUUGAGAGCACAAUGAAAGAGGUGAACUCCCCAAAUGGCGUUGGGAAUCUCUUUUCUCGAUAUGCAAACGGCAACUGGGAAUCAAAUGUGUUGGAACCUCUGAAGUUGGAUAAUCCUGCAUUUCCUUUCCUUGCCUUUUCUGGCAUUCCCUCAGUCUCAUUUAGAUUUGUCCCCAGUAGAUUGGACUACCAGUUCCUUGGCACAAUGAGGGACACCCAGGAGAACCUGAAGUUGGCCACGAAAAACCAGUUUCCUCAAAUGGCUGUAUCAGCGGCCCGGUUCGCAGGUCACAUAGCACUGAGGCUGGUCCAUGAUCAUCUGCUGCGGAUGGACCUGGAGAAGUACAACAACAUUAUACGCAAUCAGGUGUCUCAAAUCAAUAUGAAAGUAAACCAUAUUCGCAAGAUGAAGCCCCAGCUGUUUCCCAAGACCCUGACAGCGCGGUGGUUGAUCUUAGCCUCUGGCUCCUACGGCCGCGCUUCUCGUAGCCUGGCAUCGGCAAUCAAGAACAGUGACCUGGAGGACAUCGAGAUGUGCCGCAUCCUCAACGACCGCAUCAUGACUGUGGAAAGGAACCUCCUGUCACCCUACGUGUCUCCCAGAGAUAGUCCUUUCCGCCACAUCCUGCUUGGCACCGGCCCCCACACUCUCGCAGCUGUGUCCAACCACCUUGACAUUCUCGGGACCAACAACCCCAAAGCAGAUGUCGACUUGUUCCGCAACCAGUUUGCCCUGGUGACCUGGACCAUUCAGGGCUGUGCCAACUCAUUAGCAGGGGACAUCUGGUCCUUGGAUAAUGACAUCUAAAAAAAAAAAAAAAAACGGCCUCACUCCCUUGUUAAUGAUUUGGCCUCCCUAUCACAGCUGGCAGUAUGAAAACCAGUAGGCUGUUACAAUUCGACAGCAGUCACAGUUACACGGCUUUUUAAAUUAACCUGAUUUAGGAACUAUCCAAAUGGAAACCAGUAUCGCAGUUAUCACCUCUGUCAUUUUCAACAUUUCAGUGAUAAGCUGCCUCUUCUCCCUUCUUUCUGUAAGUCUCCAUAAAGCCAAACAUUAAGGAUAAAACACACAAUGCAUAAGCCUUCGGCCUUAAUGUAAAAGAUCAGUAGGUCAUUCACUGUUUACCCUGCUUUUCUUUCCAAAUUCUAUAAUGUUAACAUGUGGUACUUAAAUACCACAAUCUUGAAUACUUUGGUGCUAGUAACAACUACCUUUACACGCCUGUUACGUGGCAGUGAUACAUAAAUUGGUGCAUGAGUUGAGUAUAGCAGAAGUGAUGCUUUUUCAGCACAGUAUCAUAAUCACAGGAGUGUCUAACGUGUUUGCCAGCUCAGAGGUUCAUAGAACACAGUACAGUCAGUACGAUUUAAUAAGCUAACGACUUUCGUUUUGUUUACUGCGAUAAUUAUAAUUCACACCUGCUGGUAUUUCCGCUGCUGCUGUAGCCUCGUGCUCAAACCUGAGAUUUGUGUUGGUAGCUAUAAUUUCAUACUGUGCUGAAAUCUGCUACUCGACUCAUUUUCAGAGAUUCAGAAGUACAACACAGUAGUUGUGUUGUACUGAACACACCUAUAAUCAGAUUUGGGACAAUCACAAGUUGCGUUAAACUUUAAAGAGAAGUCCUAAUUACAUUCAGGAACUUGAAAAAUGAAUAAAUGGAAAAAAAUGAAGUUGCUAAUUAUCUGAAUCGUCUGCCUUCUGACAUAAGAACAAAUCUGCCUUUCAAAAAACCAAGGGAGAAGGUCUCAACACUGAAACAAAACCUGUACGUCUAUUUAUUGUUAUUUAUUUAUCAGUGGCAGGGCUCACUAUAAAUAGUUUUUUUUAUCGCCUUUUAUAAAAAAAAAAAGAAAAACGUAUAAUUAUCGGGAGCAGUGCCUUCCAUAAUUAUGACAGUUAUACUGUCGAAAUGACAAAAGCAGCAUCUGCUAAAAGAAGUGUACACGUUGACCGACAGCCAGUACUGCACACAGAACAAUCAGGCACUUCUCAGCUACCCGCCUAAUUCCCAAUUAUUAUUAUCAUUAUUUUUUCAGCAUAACUGACACUGGAUUGGUCUUUUCACAAGGUCAAAUCACAUAUCACACCUGACAAUAUUUACACACCUCUGGGUGUCUUGUCAGUACUGGUUCUUUGGUACAUGUACACUUCUCAUCCUGACAGCAUUAUCGGGAGCAGUGACUUCCAUAAUGUGGAAAAACGAAAGGUAGUUUUUGCCUACCAGUGUGUGUCUGUAUCGGAGGCAGUGCCCUCCAUAUUUCACUGCAGGGGUGGAUGAUUUUAUUAUCGGGAACAGUGUUUCCCAUAAUGUUUGUAUAUACAGUUCAUUGCUACACAAUGCACAUGUUGUUCACAUCUUUAGAUCUCUUCUGCGAUGUUUCCAUGCUAAUGUAGUUUUCUCUUGGACAGAACACAGCUUCUGCUCACAGAUAUGAAAGGCUGUGAUGAGUUUUAACAUCAGCUGUUAUGGUGGGAAAAAAAUUUCCAUUCUGUCUCAUUAGUAAACUGCACGUCUUUAAUCUCUUCUGGGUUUCUUUAGCGAGCGUUUUGCGAAUAUCUUGUCUUUUUCAUUUGGUUGCGUAUGGAACUGAUCCACAAGGUCUUCAGCUUUAAAGAAAUCACGAUACAAAAUGUUUGGGUCCACUGUGGGUAACAGUGGUGUGGUCCAUUAUUUCCAGAAAUCGUGGCCACUCUGUAAUAUGGCUGUUGUUUUCAAUGAUCCGGUCAGAGUGAAAGUACAUUCUAUGUUCUAUUAAGUUGUGUUCAUUCAUCCUUGUUAAGAGAUUUCCUUGUGCCUUUUCGUUUUGUGACUGCAGUUUUAAGGAUGUAUGUUUGGCUUGUUUAUUUUAGUUCUGACAUUUCUGUAUUAUUUUUUUUUCCCCCUUUUGUCAGCUAGAAUCAAAAGUUACUAGUUUAAAUGCCUGUUAUGCUACAACACAUUUUAGACAAAAGUUACAGGAAAGAUGAAAAUUGUGAAAAUGAAAGGAAAAAAGAUCAGUGUAAAUGGAUUUAAAAAUUACACUGCGAAUGUUACAGUAGUGGAUGUGUUCCUACUUUCUUUAAGUCUGGACAUUCAUUGUUUUCAGAUAUUUUAUAAUGGAAGCCACCUGAUGUUAUGCCUCUGUGGAAAUACAUGAAUUGUUUUAGUUCAGUAGCCAUUUAAAAAUGAUCUUUUAGCCAUUCAUAGUUGGAAUGAUUAAUCUGAUCUGCAGGGCUGUUACGAGGCAUAUGCUGAGGGUUGGAUUUUCAAUGUGGGCAAAUUGCUGACCAACUGGAAAGAAAUUAACAAAAUUGUCAGUCUUUACUAUGAGGAUGCAGGCAGAGGAAUCGGUCUGCAAAAUAUGUCUUUAUUCGUUUGGAGGAGGCAUUAAAAAUUCUGAAAACCUGGAUAAACAAAGUGAAAAAUUGUUAAAAUAACAGUGUGCAUUCCCCACCUUCAAACUGUAUUCACAUUUUCUUAGCUUAAUGUUUUUUUUUUUUGUUUUUUGCCGCAAUAAACAAUCACAUCCCAA